GUUUCUGGAUUUCUCAUAAAGGAAACUGCUCCAUGUGUUGGGAGUUGGAGUCUCCACAGGAGAAGGAAAGUGUGGGGCUUCCUGUUAACACCAUCUUGCUGACGUCACCACCUUCUCAUUGCAUCUUGAUAGUGUUUGCCCUUCUCUAUAUUGGGAAACUGUGGGGAGUUAGGGACCCUGCCAUCACUGUAUGCUCAGAUUUUAACACAAGCAGGUGACUAGAAUGCAAACCAUAUUGUGAGAAUUUGAAGGGAAUGCAAGGGAAGAAGAAAAUAUUUCCAUUGGAGACUUUCUGGGAAGGCACUGGUUAAGAACAUGUUUGCAGUCAGAGUUGGGUUCCAACCCUCAGGAAUUAUUCUUAAUAUUUGGGUGAUCUUGAUGCUUGCUCUGUCAAGGCGCCACCUAAUGUCUCCUUCACUCAGCAUGACAUCAUGCAGACGCUGCUACAGAGGUGACAGCCCGGCAGAUUCCCAGAAGGAUAUGAUUGAAAUCCCUUUGCCUCCGUGGCAGGAGCGAACUGAUGAAUCCAUAGAAACCAAACGAGCCCGGCUGCUCUAUGAGAGCAGAAAGAGGGGAAUGCUGGAAAACUGCAUCCUGCUUAGCCUCUUCGCUAAGGAACAUCUGCAACACAUGACAGAGAAACAGCUGAACCUCUACGAUCGCCUGAUUAAUGAACCCAGUAACGACUGGGAUAUUUACUACUGGGCUACAGAAGCAAAACCAGCCCCAGAAAUAUUUGAAAACGAAGUCAUGACUCUGCUGAGAGACUUUGCUAAGAACAAAAACAAAGAGCAGCGACUGCGGGCCCCGGAUCUUGAAUACCUCUUUGAAAAGCCACAUUGAGCUACGUGCUGCCAUCUGCCUGGCCUCGGGGGCUCCACGGAUGCUCAUUGCCUGUGAUGGUUACUGGCCUUGAUGUCCUACUUCUCCUUAGAUGCUCAGCCCACCCAGACCUCUGGUCCUGCCUGCAAUGAUGGACCCACCUCUCUCCAAGGACAUGUAUAUGUUCAGUGUGCCUUGUGCUAAGACCCUUUGGCUCCCAUCUAAGCCUCAGAAGCAGUUUGUCCAUGUUACUGUCGCUCGGUCCUGACUCACUCUCUGGCUCCAUAGGAGGAAGCAUGGUGCCGGCUCGCUGCUUCAACCAGAAGUGUGCUCAGUGUGAAGAGGCAGCCAGCUGCCUGUGCUGUGUGGAAAGCUCCCCGGGUGAGCCAGGGCUUUGUCCCUGUGAAAUUCCCCCUUCCAGCCUGGGUUGGUUCUUUCUGCCAGGGGAAGCUGGUCCAAGCCCCCUGAGUGGAACCCUUCAAAGGCCCCACAGGCAGAAUGAGGGCAGUGGGCAGGAAUGGUGUGGGCGUGCUGCUUAAGAGUCAGCAUCCUCAGCAGAUUUUCUCUAGAAUGCUCAUUUUAUAAACUGAACGAUAAUUGUGUAUAUUAAAGAAUAUUUUAAAAAGGAAAA
Molecule: messenger RNA, 1453 nt
Organism: Bubalus bubalis (water buffalo)
Lineage: Eukaryota; Metazoa; Chordata; Mammalia; Artiodactyla; Bovidae
Gene: SDHAF2
Product: succinate dehydrogenase complex assembly factor 2
Exons: 4
Coding region: 316-843 (175 amino acids)
Biological process (GO): mitochondrial respiratory chain complex II assembly; mitochondrial electron transport, succinate to ubiquinone; tricarboxylic acid cycle
Cellular component (GO): mitochondrion
Source: RefSeq, a predicted model, not a curated record